Messenger RNA from Mya arenaria, 1326 nucleotides. RefSeq lists its product as uncharacterized. Gene Ontology annotation, molecular function: protein-folding chaperone binding; Hsp90 protein binding. The transcript is spliced from 8 exons. Lineage: Eukaryota; Metazoa; Mollusca; Bivalvia; Myida; Myidae. Bases 82 to 615 code for a protein of 177 amino acids. Gene Ontology annotation, cellular component: cytosol; nucleus. Gene Ontology annotation, biological process: chaperone-mediated protein complex assembly; protein folding. The record is from RefSeq and is a predicted model, not a curated record.
GACGCUUGUUGAAAAUCGUUUUAUGAAAAUUAUGUUGAUGUGCAAGCGUCUAUUAUUGCACAUGGCGCAUGAUCAAACAAAAUGGCUGACACCACCGGACAUGCUAAAAUUCCCACCAUUACCUGGGCACAAAGAAAUGAUGUUGUUUAUCUGACCAUAUGCCUAGAAGACUGCAAGGACCCAGCCAUCACACUCACAGAUGAUAAACUUGUAUUCAGUGGGAAAGGUGGCACCAAUAAGGAGCUGUAUGAAAUCACAGUUUUGUUUUACAAAGAAGUGAAUCCACAGGAAUCAAAAUACGGAGUCCAAGCCAGAAAUGUUCAGUUUGUGAUCAGAAAGAAGGAAACUGGGCCAUAUUGGCCACAGUUGUUAAAAAAUGAAAAGAAGGCAUUCUGGUUGAAAACAGACUUUAACAAAUGGAAGGAUGAGGAUGAGUCCGAUGAUGAAGUGGACAAAAAUAUGGAUCUAGCUGAGAUGAUGCAGAAUAUGGGUGGUAUGGGAGGCAUGGGCGGCAUGGGUGGCAUGGGCGGCAUGGGUGGAGCAGGUCCAGGGCUAAAUAUGCCACCUGAUGAAGAAGAGGACAGUGAUGAUGAAGAUUUACCAGACUUAGAAUGAUUUCCAUCUAAUUCAUUGCCAUAACAACCAUGUGAUCAUACAAGCACCUGCAGGGGCGCAUGAACAUUGCUUAGCAACACCACUCUGUUUCCAUGGAUUCUGUUGCUGUAGACAACUGUGCUGCAAACUAUUAACUAUGCUAAGGAACUCAUGAUUAUAAUGCCUAUGAAGGUGGACCACUUGGAAUGCAGAUUGUUUUUGGCCAUUUUUGUGAUGUUUUAUAUUCCUUUAUGUAUUUAUGUGUUUUUGAGAGAAAAAUAUUAGUCAAUGAUGAAUGAUUACGCAACUUGGUACACAAAACUGAUGAAAACGUAAGUAAGCAAUAAAAUAAAUUCAUUUGCAGCGGAAUUUUACAAGUUAUUAACAAACAAUACUUGAUACUAUUGUGAUAGUGCUUGUAUGAUUAUAAACGCAAACAUAACCUUCUUUUUAAUCGCACAGUUCUGUAAAUAAGUUUUAAUAUCAAAUGUAAAAAAAGAAAUUAAGAAAAAGGAAGCAUAAUUAGCCUGGAAAAGGUCUUGCAAGUAUUCUAUGUUGGAAAUAGAGAGAUCAAACAUUUGCUGUGUGCUUGUUUCCCAUAACCAUUUCAAUUUUGGUAACUCAAUAUUCAUCUUCCCAUUGUGUCCGUAUCUGUUCCAUGUGUAAAUGUACAUGAAAACUCUGCUGUGAUAUGCAGUAGAUUGGUAUGAAAAUAAAACGUUAGUGAAUUUU